GCGCCCGCCAACCUCGGGCCAAAACUGAUGUAAGAGAGACCUUUGAGCCGUCUAGUCUCAUCUCAUUGACGGGCGAACCACGCGGUCCAACCCCCAGCUGGAUCAUCCAGAUUUAGAUUUGACUGCAUUGCUGCAAUUGACAAGGGCUUAAUUUUUCUCUUUUGCGACCAGAAGCGCACUUUGGCAGAGAUCGCCGCCGAUUUUCUUGUAUUAGUUUUGUUCUGGGAAUUUCUUCGUAGUCUUGGUUUUGGGUAGUUUACUUGUAUCGGCCGUUUGCCUCUUGAACUGUCGCCAGGCAUUCUCCGCGAUAGAAAAAAAAAACAGCAUCCAGCGCCCCCAAUACUUUUACAGGCGACGGGAUCAGUAUAUUGAACGGGCGGAACCAAUCCCCAACAGAGAAGCUUCGAGGCCAACCCCGUGCACCAUGGCUGCCGCUAUCCAAAGCCUCCAGGCCUCUCUGGAGCGGGUCAUCCUAAACCCUCGUUACCAUGACCUCCUCGCCGUCGUCAAGGGCGCACGCAAUGGUGCCGUCUAUGGCACCAAAGUUCGCUUCCCACACGCGCUGGUGAUGAUAUUACUCUUUCGAUCAGGGACAUUACGGGAGAAGCUCUGGCUCGUGUUCCGCGCAACGCGAACGCACGCCCGUAACUUAGCCAAGUUUGUCACGAUUUACAAGUUCACCUGCUUCCUGCUGAAGCACUACGGACCCACGCCAGGCAAGGAGGGCCCCUAUGACACCUUCGUGGCCGGCAUGCUCGGCGGCUACCUCGUCUUUGGAGGCCGCUCGGGCCGCACAGGCAAGAUCAGCAGUGUAAACCAGCAAAUCGUCGUCUACGUGUUUGCGCGCGUCGUUCUUGCUCUGGCCCGCUUGGCAGUCAAGCCUGGCUUCGGACUGCCCGUCGUCUCGGAACCUGGGAACUCUGCCGCAAUCAGCUACUAUGCCUGGCCCGUAUUCGCUGCCACAAGCUGGGGGCUUGUCAUGCACCUGUUCCGGUACCACGCCGCCGAACUUCAGCCUAGCCUGAGGAGCAGCAUGACAUACCUGUAUCUGCAAAGCAACGAAUGGGAUGGCCUGAGAAACUUUCUUUGGCAUAACAAAUAGACAAAUAACACUUGACCUGCUUCACUGGUUGAGUGAUAACAGACAUCACAUGAAUACAUAUAACUUGGUCCAUCA
Molecule: messenger RNA, 1177 nt
Organism: Pyricularia oryzae 70-15
Lineage: Eukaryota; Fungi; Ascomycota; Sordariomycetes; Magnaporthales; Pyriculariaceae
Product: peroxisomal membrane protein 4
Exons: 5
Coding region: 425-1102 (225 amino acids)
Cellular component (GO): peroxisomal membrane
Source: RefSeq, a predicted model, not a curated record